Elephantulus edwardii (Cape elephant shrew) is the source of this 960-nucleotide messenger RNA. Its product is annotated as selection and upkeep of intraepithelial T-cells protein 1-like. Gene Ontology annotation, molecular function: signaling receptor binding. Gene Ontology annotation, cellular component: external side of plasma membrane. The coding region runs from base 1 to 960 and encodes 319 amino acids. Lineage: Eukaryota; Metazoa; Chordata; Mammalia; Macroscelidea; Macroscelididae. The transcript is spliced from 6 exons. The record is from RefSeq and is a predicted model, not a curated record. Gene Ontology annotation, biological process: T cell receptor signaling pathway; regulation of cytokine production.
AUGGAAACUACUGGGUUAUCUUCCUCAGAAUAUUUUAUUUUUGUUUUCCUGCUUCAGAUGAUAACGCUAAGCUCUGAACAGUUCACAGUGAGUGCACAAAGGGGAACAAUUGUGGUUCCAGUGAGUGAGGUGGCUGAGCUCAGCUGCCAGUUGUCACCACCACAGAGUGCAGAACACAUGGAGGUGCGCUGGUUUCAGGACCGCUACACGCAACCUGUUCACCUGUACAAGGGUGGUAAAGAUCUGUAUGGGGAAACUAUCUCCAAAUAUGUGGAACGAAUAGAUUUCCUGAAAGAAGCCAUUGGAGAGGGAAAAGUGACUGUCAGAAUUCUUAAUGUCAAUGUUGAUGAUAAUGGACAAUACCAUUGCCUCUUCAAAGAUGGUGAUUUCUAUGAUGAAGCUAUCAUUGAACUGAAGGUUACAGCCACAAGCUUACAAACACAGAUUUUUGUGCAUCCUCCAAAUUUAAAAGGAAUUACAGUGGAGUGUUAUUCAAUAGGCUGGUUUCCAGAGCCUCAAAUGGAAUGGAGAAAUACCAAAGAAGAGAUAAUUCCACCUACAUCAAUAUCCCACUCCCAGGAUAGUGCCAAGUUGUUCAAUAUGAAGAUGACUCUUCUCCUUACAGGUGACUUCCGUAGAGAUAUCACUUGCUGUCUUCAAAACCCAGUAACUGGUCAAAGAGAAAGAACAAGCAUAAUCCUAUCAGGUCGCUGUUGCAGCAAGAAUUCUCCUGUUUUAAUGGGUCUGCUUAUAAUCAUGAGUUCAGCCAGUGUAAUCUGUGGGCUCAUUACCUAUCUGCAUCUCAAAAAAAGAGUUCCUGUUUCUGACCCAAAUUCUCCGUUGUAUAUUAUGUGGUUGGAAGAUAUAUCUGUUAUCCUGUGUAUGCUGAUGGUCGUCAUCAUUGUCCCCAUCUGUUUUAUUUACUUCAGAUUGAGAGCAUAUAGAAAUGAACCGAUCUGA